Molecule: messenger RNA, 764 nt
Organism: Xenia sp. Carnegie-2017
Lineage: Eukaryota; Metazoa; Cnidaria; Anthozoa; Malacalcyonacea; Xeniidae
Source: RefSeq, a predicted model, not a curated record
AAAAGCCCAGGGAAAAGAGUGGAUGUUUUGUCCUAGUUGCUCAUCCAACCAACACUCCUGUCAUGUAGAUGGCAACAUGAAGUUAUACCGAUAUAAACAUUCAGGAAGAGAACAAAGUCAGUCUUACUAUGGAGAUCUUUUUAUUUCUUCGAAUGAACAUGUUUCAGAGCAUAUUAGAAAGGUUUAUUCCACUCCCCAAGUUCGGAACUUUUCUGAUGACGGGAAAUGUGGUGAAAGUAAUUGGCGAGCUGCUGGAAAUAAAGGAAAACGAAAGAGUCGUCUAGACGAAACAGGACUGGAAAUUGCAGGUUGCCGGCAUGCAAUUGCUCAGUGGGCUGUAAACAUGUUUCGCGGAGAGAUUUAUGGCUACUCUAAUUACAUCCAUGUUCACAAAAUGAUUCCGAACAAUGUUAAAUACAUUUGGCAAGAUAUCAUAUGUAAAUAUUGGAAGUGGGCAGUGAAAGGCAUCAAAGUGGAUGAGUCAAAUGCUCACGAAAUAAAGCCUGCUUUAUCUGUGAUGCAUGCCAAAGCACAUAAUUGGACAUGCCAGGUACACUGGUAUUGUGGGAGGACGGUGGCAAAAGGUUCUGCAUAUUCCACAGGAGAGGAAGUUGAGCAGAUUAAUAGUUACCUUUCGAGACUGGCCAACACUACAAAGUACAUGUUACCCGAGUUAUAUAGAAGCUCAAGAAAAUACAAGGAAAGAACUUGAUGAAAUGGUUUCUGGCGUAAAUCUCUCUCCGAACCACGUUGAUUUCUUGCAG